Messenger RNA from Ictalurus punctatus (channel catfish), 4230 nucleotides. RefSeq names its product tripartite motif-containing protein 16-like protein. NCBI's taxonomy places the organism in Eukaryota, Metazoa, Chordata, Actinopteri, Siluriformes, Ictaluridae. The transcript is spliced from 2 exons. The record is from RefSeq and is a predicted model, not a curated record. Gene Ontology annotation, molecular function: protein binding. Bases 3532 to 4116 code for a protein of 194 amino acids.
GUAAAACACACACACACACACACACACACUCACACUCACACACACACACACACAUGCUGUAGGGAAUCUAGCAAACGGUGGGCAGAAUACAGACACACAGGAGGCUGUUUAGGUGUCACACGUGGAGAAUUUAUUUAAAAUCCGUGAGGGUGUAUGUGAGUGCUCAGGCGUCGGGGUUGUCCGCGGGGCAGCCAGGGCUGUGCUGGGGGAUUCCCAAGUGGCGGGGAACCCGUUCUACAGUCAUGUGCAGCCGGAGGGUGGAGUCUAAGGUCACGUCGGAGUCCGGAAAAAACACACAACAGAUUAGAAUGCAUACCUUGGGAGCCCUCUCUCCCUUUGCAAGUGGAGUAUCGCCCUUUUAUACUCUCCCGUCGGCUGCUGGAUGGUGGAGAAUGGCCGUGCUGAUCAUCAUCCACCAGCCGUGUGUGUGUCGGCAGCACCGCCUGGCAACCACUCGCUCUCCGGCUGUCCAAAACAUUGGUGGUGCUGAAGCGGAGCUGUCUCUUCUGCACCACAGCGGCAGUCGUGGGAGGAGCACUCUUUACUUUUUGUGUGCCAGCCGGCGACCUUUUGCCACAGUACCCCCCCUCAGCUUUGAGCCUACUGCCGCUGUGUGUCGGGCUCACAGUGCAUCACGCCGUGAGAGGUUAUCUGCAUUCCCGUGUUGGGUUUCCGCCCAGUGCUGGACCUGGAAAGAGAAAUCCUGCAACCAAAGGAACCAUCGAGUUAUACUGGCAUUAGUGUUUUUGGGCUUGGCCAUCCACUGCAGUGGAGCGUAGUCCAUCACCAGAAUAAAGUGCCGACUGGCCAUGUAGUAGUGCAGCUCUUCGAUGGCCCACUUUAUUGCCAGGGCCUCUCUUUUCAUGGCAGCAUAUCUCCUCUCAGCUGGGGACAGCUUCCUGCUGAUAUAGAUGACCGGGUUCUCUUCUCCAUCGAAGGUCUGCGAGAAGACGGUGCCCAGCCCGGUCUUGGAUGAAUCGGUGUGUGUGGUAAAUGGAAGGGCGAAGUCUAGGUUAUGCAGCACUGGGGCGCUGGUGAGAGCCUCUUUCAGGGCUCGGUGUGCCCGCUCCUCCUCUGCAGACCAUUUCACCUGGUCCGGCUGGCCCAUCUUCAUGAGAUCUGUGAUGGGGGAGGCUACACUGGAGAAGUUAGGCAUGAACCUGCGGUAAUACCCCACCAACUCCAAGUUCAGUACCUGUUUCUUUGACGUAGGCCAGGGAUAGUCUUUCACUGCCUUAAUUUUGUUCGUCUGUGGCUUCAGUAAGCCCCGGCCAAUACGGUAACCUAGGUACUGUGCCUCGGUCAGCCCCAGGUGGCACUUUUUGGAGUUGGCUGUCAGCCUGCCUUUCGGAGCUGAUUCAGGACCUCCCCCAGGUGGAAUAGGUGAUCCGACCAAGUGGAGGAGUGGAUGACCACAUCAUCCAGAUAGGCGGCUGCAAAUGUAAGAUGGGGUCACAGGACAGUGUCCAUCAGCCGCUGAAAUGUUGCGGGCGCUCCAUGUAGCCCAAAGGGGAGAACCCGGUACUGCCAGUGGCCAUUUGCCGUGCUGAAGGCCGUCUACGGUCUCGCCUCUGGGGCCAGCGCCACUUGCCAGUAGCCUUUCGUCAGGUCCAGUGUGGAUAUGAAUCGGACCCGCCCAAUCUCUCCACUAGGUCAUCCACUUGGGGGAGGGGAUAGCUGUCAAACUUGGAGACCUGUUUAAGUUUCCUGAAGUCAUUGCAGAGGCACAUACUUCCGUCGGGCUUCGGCAUGACUACGAUGGGGUUGGACCAGGGGCUGUUGGACUCCUCUAUGAUCUUGUCCCACAUCAUCCGGCAAACCUCCUCCACGAUAGCCUUACGGCGGGCCACUGGGACACGAUUGGGCCACUGUCGCACCACCACUCCCAGGCUGGUCUUGAUCUUGUGGUGGACCAGCUGCGUCAUCCCUGGGGAGGUAGAAAAAACAUCAGUGAAUUGACCCACCAACUCUGUUAGCUCCUGUCUUUGUGUGGGGGUGAGAUCUUCACCCAGCUGGACCAAGGUGCCCUUGUUGUGAUCUGUGUCCAGGACCAUGAAUGCAGACAAUACUGGUGCCAGCUCUAUCCAAUUCUUCAGCAGGUUCAUGUGGUUUGUUUUUUUCUCUGCUUGUUUACCGAGCUGCAGCAGGUGAUAGUUUAUGGUGCCCUUCCUCUGGGAGGACUGUAUAUGGGCCCUGCCACCGGGCUAGAUACUUACAGGAGCUAUUCGGCACUAGCCGGAGUACCUGAUCGCCAGGCUGGGACUCCCGGGGUUGUGCUGGGCAGUUGUAGACUUUUUUCUGUUCCACCUGGGCGGCUCUCACAUGUUCCUGGAUGAUUGGGGCCACUUGGUUGAUCCUCCCCUGUAUCUCCUGCACAUAGUCGAUGACCAAGCAGAAUGGGGAGGGCUGUUCUUCCCAACCUUCCCGUGCCACGUCCAGCAGUCCUCGAGGUCGCCGUCCGAAGAGGAGCUCAAAGGGAGUGAAGCCCGUGAAUGCUUCUCCUGGACAGCAAAGAAGACGUAAGGCAGGAGGAGGUCCCAGCUCCUCCCUUCUUCGUCUACCACCCUGUGCAGCAUCCGCUUCAUGGUUUGGUUGAACCUUUCGACAAGCCUAUCGGUUUGCGGGUGGUAGACGGAAGUCUUCAGGUGUUUUACCUGCAACAGCUGACACAGAUCAAACAAUCGUUUGUACACAAAAGGUGUACCUUGGCCUGUCAGAAUAUCCUUCGGGAUCCCCACACGGCUGAACAGGAGCACCAGUUCUCUAGUGAGGUUGCGGGAGGUGGCUUUGCAUAGUGGCACUGACUCGGGGUACCGGGUGGCGUAGUCAUCGAUGACCAGUAUCUACUCAUGCCCCCGGGUGGAUUUGGGGAGCUGCCCCACGAGGUCCAUGCCAAUCCUCUCGAAGGGGAUGCCUAUGAUGGGAAGAGGGAUAAGGGGCGCUUGAGGGGGCUUGCUUGGGGCGGUGCGUUGGUACUGGGGCACUGUUGGCAGAAGCCCCGGACCUCUAUGUCCCCGGCCAGAAAAAGUGGUGCUUCAGUUUCUCCAGGGUGUUUCAUGCUCCCAGGUGGCCCCCGAGUGGAUGGGCAUGGGCCAGGUGUGUCAGUGUUUGCGUUCUUGUCUUGGGGACUACCAAGAGGUCCAUGAUUCCCCUCUGCGGCUGGUCUGCUGGUACAACAGGCUUCCCUGACUAUAAAGUAGGAGGAAGGGAGUCUCUGGUGCGGACUCUGGUCGACCCCCUCGAAUUGACACACCUGGGCCCAGCAAUGCUUCAGGUGGUCAUCCUCUUUCUGCACCCGGCCAAAGUUCCCCUGCCGGUUCACCUGUUGAAACACAGACGAGACUGGGUUAGAGUGUGUGCGGCUCACCUUCUGCCAUGGCGUCCUCCUCAUCUCAGGCCAUGUAAGCCUCCCGCACUCGUGCUUUCUUAACUUGCUGGGGUGCUUUUGGCAGGUCCAGCGUGUGGAGGGCACACCCUGCCAGCCAGGGAUUCGGAGCCUUCUUCUUCAGCUCCACAGAUGCAGCAGCUCAGAUGAUUUUACCCUCAGAACCAAAGGGCAGAGAAGAUUUUCUGUACUACUUCUGUUGCCUGACUUUGGAUCCAAACACAGCACAUCCUUACCUCAUUCUGUCUGAGAAGAACAGAGUGGUGACAGACAGUAGGACACACCAGCUGUACGCUAACCAUCCUGAGAGAUUUGACUCCUACUGUCAGGUCUUGAGUAAGGAGAGCAUGUCUGGACGCUGUUACUGGGAGGUGGAGUGGAGCAGUGAUGUGUGUGUGUACAUAUCAGUCUCAUAUAAAAGCAUCAGCAGGAAAGGACUGGGUAAUGAGCGUUGGUUUGGAGGCAACAAUCAGUCAUGGGGUCUAAGGUGUUCUUCUUCUCGUCUGUCUUUCCGGCACAACAACAUUGAGACUGAGCUUGGAGUUCCAUCAUCCUCCAGAAUAGGAGUGUAUGUGGAUCACAGUGCAGGAACUCUGUCCUUCUACAGCGUCUCUGACACGAUGAAGCUCCUCCACAGAGUCCUCACCACGUUCACUCAGCCUCUAUACGCCGGAUUCUGGCUGCGCUCUUAUGGAUCAACUGUAAGGUUAUGUGAUCCAAAAAAAAUCUGAAAACUAAAUUACUCCAUAAUCGCUAACGAUUAACUGUCCAAAAUUCGAAAGAUUUUUAAACUGUAUGAAUUUUUAAAGACAUCAAAUUCUAAUAAACAUUUACAUUUUCUUUGA